GUGAAGGCGUUCUGAGCUCUCGAAUUACGCACGCAAAGUUGGGAUCAGAGGCGCGCGUUGGAGAUAAUUUUUUUUUCUGGUAACUUACCAAAACACUAAACGAAUUGUUACUGCGCGCGCUUGUAGAUUUGUGUUUGCGCGUGAAAUUAGGUGGCAAUACAUUCCUCUACUGCUCCGAGGACAGGGCGCGCCACAGGAACGCGCUUUGGUCUUUCUUUAAAAUAUCAGGCAUAAGCCUAGCAUUAUGAGGUGCAGCCAUGGCAGGCAAGGGUAAGACAGCUGCGAGGACGCUGGAGGAUUUAACGCUCGAUUCCGGUUAUGGUGGAGCGGCGGAUUCCUUCAGGUCGUCCAGCGUGUCGCUCUGUUGCUCGGACACGCAUCUGUCGUAUGCGCAUGGGGGCAACUGCUGGCAUCUGACUGAAUCCAUGCACAGCAGACACAACAGUUUGGACACGGUCAACACCGUCCUGGCGGAAGACACGGAGAUCCUAGAGUGCUCGGGCCAGUGCGCCAAAUUGCCCGAGCUGGAGGAGGACGUGCCGUGGAGUCUUGGAGAGGUGGAAGGCGCGCUGCGGAAAGACGAGGAACUGUGCAUAGGGAACGCGUCGCGGGAGAUCCUAGCCAAACUCUCCGCGCUGGUCAGCCGCGCGCUGGUGAGGAUCGCCCGGGAGGCGCAGCGCCUGAGUCUGCGUUACGCCAGAUGCACCAAGCACGAGAUCCAGAGCGCCAUCAAGAUGGUCCUCUCGUGGACCAUCUCCGUGAACUGCAUCACUGCGGCGCUCAGCGCGCUGUCGCUUUACAACAUGAGCACGGGCGAUAAGUUCAGCCGGGGCAAGUCAGCCAGGUGCGGACUCGUCUUCUCCGUAGGGAAGUUCUUCAGGUGGAUGGUGGAUAGCCGGGUGGCCCUGCGCAUCCACGAGCACGCGGCGAUCUACCUGAGUGCCUGUAUUGAGAGCCUGUUCCGAGAGGUGGUCAGUCGGGUACAGAGGAGCGCGCUGGUGGAGAAGGAGAACGGAGUGCCAAAGUUUUCCGUGGAGUCCCUGGAACAGGCCAUAAAUAACGAUUCGGAGCUGUGGGGUCUUUUGCAGCCGUAUCAGCACCUCAUUUGUGGCAAGAACGCAAGCGGUGUAUUGAGCCUGCCGGACAGUCUGAACCUGCACCAUGACCAGCAGCGAGCAGGGAAAACCGGAGAGGGCCAUGCCUACAGCCAGGCUGAACUCCGCACCAUUGAACAAUCCCUCCUGGCGACCCGCGUGGGGAGCAUCGCAGAGCUCAGUGACCUGGUGUCUCGUGCCAUGCAUCACCUUCAGCCACUGCACAUCAUGAACCCCAGCAAUGGAACGCCUGUACACCAGAACCGCACUGGCACCAUGCACUGGGAACCGGAAGCCCUCUACACGCUCUGCUACUUCAUGCACUGUCCUCAGAUGGAGUGGGAAAAUCCUAAUGUUGAACCCUCGAAGAUCACCCUGCACACUGAGAGGCCGUUCCUGGUGUUGCCUCCGCUGAUGGAGUGGAUCCGGGUGGCCGUGGCGCACACAGAACACCGCCGAAGCUUCUCUGUGGACAGCGACGAUGUACGACAGGCAGCCCGACUGCUGUUACCUGGGGUGGACUGUGAGCCGCGGCAGCUAAAAGCAGACGACUGCUUCUCUGCCACACGGAAACUGGACGCUGCAUCCACAGAAGCAAAAUUCCUGCAGGACCUGGGGUUCCGGAUGCUCAACUGCGGACGAACUGACCUGGUCAAGCAAGCAGUCAACAUGCUCGGGCCAGAUGGCAUUAACAGUAUGAGUGAACAGGGUAUGACCCCUCUUAUGUACGCGUGCGUCCGUGGGGACGAGGCCAUGGUGCAAAUGCUGCUGGACGCUGGAGCAGAUAUCAACAGUGAGGUGCCCAGCUCACUACACAAGCACCCCUCAAUUUAUCCUGACACCAGGCAGGGGACUCCACUCACAUUCGCCGUGUUACACGGACACGUCCCUGUCGUGCAGCUUCUACUGGAUGCCCAAACAAACGUGGAGGGAGCGAUUCAAGAUGGCACAGAGAACUACACAGAGACGCCUCUACAGUUGGCGUCUGCGGCAGGUAACUUUGAGCUGGUAAGUCUGCUUUUGGAAAGAGGAGCAGACCCUUUGAUUGGCACCACUUACCGUAAUGGCAUUUCCUCCGGUCCGCUGGGUGAAAUGAACUCAUACAGCCUGGCAGCAUCACAUGGACACAGAAAUGUGUUCCGGAAGCUUCUGUCCCAGGUGGAAAAGGACAAGGGGGAUGUGCUGUCUCUGGAGGAGAUCCUAGCCGAGGGCUCUGAGACCGUAGAGAGGAGAGCGCCACAGAACGAAGCCACCCUCCGGACAGGCAAGGCCAAACUAAGGGCCCUCCGCGAGGCCAUGUACCACAGUGCCGAGCACGGCCAUGUGGACAUUACCAUAGACAUCCGCAGCCUGGGUUAGUAAAAACACUGCACGAUUACCACAGACAUCAACCGACUGGCUCACUUCUGUCAUGCAGCGAUUAGUCUCAGCCUCAGACAGCAUCUAUUGCACAUAAAAAUGACAAGCACUAGUUGACCAAUCUUACCGGCUUAUGCAACUUACUGCAUAAGUGCACAAAUCCCUUUCUUUAUCAGUCCAUUGUGAUUAAUAUAUGACAAAUUUUUGAGGCUGAACUAAUCACUUGCCAAAGUUUACCAGGUUAGUGCAUCAAAUCUUUGAAAGACACUCUUUGAAAGAUGUUUGAGGCCCUUAAUAGUUAGUUAACAAGAAAAGAGUAUCUAUUGUUUAUUUUGCUUUGUUUUCUGUCAUGAAAUCAUUAUG
This is a messenger RNA of Sinocyclocheilus grahami, 2816 nucleotides long. Its product is annotated as ankyrin repeat and BTB/POZ domain-containing protein BTBD11-A. The transcript has 10 exons. The coding region runs from base 258 to 2453 and encodes 731 amino acids. Gene Ontology annotation, cellular component: nucleosome. The record is from RefSeq and is a predicted model, not a curated record. Lineage: Eukaryota; Metazoa; Chordata; Actinopteri; Cypriniformes; Cyprinidae. Gene Ontology annotation, molecular function: DNA binding; protein heterodimerization activity; structural constituent of chromatin.